AUGUUAAACAACGACUACUAAAGCAAAAUAUUCUUAAAACCGAAACCAAAUGAAUUUAGCAUUUUUGAUGAUUUUGUAUAAAAAGCGAGAAAGAUUUGUCGAACUUCAUAAAAAUCUGUUUCCAAGUAUAAGGAUAGCUCACUCAGUAUCUCAAAAUAACACAAAACUGAAAUAAAUUAUAAUACUAUUGAGGCAAUAAGAAAAUCUAUUUAAAAUCCAAAAGCUCAUAUGGAUAAUUAUUUGGAUUAAUAAAUCCAUAUAUCUCCUUUUCGAUUUUAAUUACCCGUACGAUUAGAAAAAUCAUAGCAUUUUCUGAUAGAGAAAAAAAGAAUUCCAACUUACCUAACUUCAAGAAAAUUAAAAUCUAAUUUGGAUGGAUAAAUCAAUAAGUCUCUAUAACUAUCCCAUUUUAGAAUUAUUUAAUAAUAAAAACCAGAAACUCCAAAUCCUAAUUAAUAACAAGAGACUAAAGUUCUCAUAACAAAAUACUUUUUAUAGAAACCUUUAGUAUGUGUUAAGUCUAAUAAAAAGAACAUCUAAAAACCCAUUUAAAUAGAAUUAUCGUGA
This is a messenger RNA of Paramecium tetraurelia, 567 nucleotides long. RefSeq lists its product as uncharacterized. The record is from RefSeq and is a predicted model, not a curated record. The transcript has a single exon. Lineage: Eukaryota; Ciliophora; Oligohymenophorea; Peniculida; Parameciidae.